Messenger RNA from Centropristis striata (black sea bass), 2649 nucleotides. Its product is annotated as butyrophilin subfamily 1 member A1-like. Gene Ontology annotation, molecular function: protein binding. Bases 221 to 1747 code for a protein of 508 amino acids. Lineage: Eukaryota; Metazoa; Chordata; Actinopteri; Perciformes; Serranidae. The transcript has 10 exons. The record is from RefSeq and is a predicted model, not a curated record.
UUUCAGUCAAAAGCGAAAGUAAAAGUAAAGUAUCUGUUUAAGGACAAAGCUGUCGGGGCGCGGUUUUUUUUCCAUUACUCGAGGAUCCCAAAGAAAUUACUUUAAGCCGUAGCUGACUUCAAAUCUAUAUAUGUCAUUUUAUAUUAGGUCCUAACUUCUAUUUUAAGGGGACUGCGCUUCGAGUUGCGUGAAGGAUAUUCCGCCCCCGAGUUGCAUCAGAAUGGGUGCACUGAUGAUUCAUAUGUGUAUCGUGGCUCUUCUUGGCGCUUCAUUGUGUGACGCUGCACCUAUUUCAGGCAGCCUGGAGGUUGUGAGGUCCCCUGUCUCUGUGCACCGCGGCCACACAACCAUAUUACCAUGCUGGCUUAAUCCACCACAAAGUGCAGAGGGUUUGGAGGUACGUUGGUACCGUUCCGAUCGCUACGACACCCCAGUUAUGUUUUACCGGGAAAGAAAGUUUGAGUCUGCAUCCCAGGAUGCUUCGUACGUGGGCCGAGUCUCCUUUGGCUUAAAGGAUGCAGCGUCUGAGGGGCUGAAGGCAGGUGAUGUGAGCCUGAAGCUAGAAAAUGUCACAAUUGAGGAUGCAGGAGAUUACACCUGUUACGUCAGCAGUGAUCAGGGUUAUGACCGUGGAAGUGUCACACUCGUGGUUACAGAAAUUGGAAAUGCUCCUCUUCUGUCAGCCGUGUGGAAACAAGAUAACAUGGUGAAUAUGAGCUGUGAGUCUGAAGGCUGGUAUCCACAGCCUAAUCUGCGCUGGUCAGAUCAGAAGCAGGUUCUUACCCCAAAGAGCCUGAAGUUCAGCAAAGACUCGUCUGGUCUGCAGUCGGUCCACAGCUGGAUUCUUGUCCCCAGCUCCACCGAGGUGUCCUGCUCAGUUGGCUUCUCUGCUGAAGAGGCAAAGGAGGCAAGGGUGCACGUGGAAACCCCUCCUCAACCUGAGUCUGGAUCCUCAGCAGCAGGGGCAGCUGGAUGGGUGGCAUUCGCUAUAGUCGUCAUAGCAGCGAUACUUGGAGCGCUGUACUACAAAAUGAGAGGGAAGAAAGCCGAAUCAGGAAGUGACCAGGGAAAGAAAGCCGAAUCAGGAAGUGACCAGGAGAAUGAAAAGCUUGUACCAAAAGAAGUGAUCCAGCCAACAGAUCUGUCAACAGCAAGCAAGCACUAUGUAAACGUUACACUGGACGAGAAAGAAAAUGAGUAUCUCACGGUCAAGAAUGGUCAUAAACUCAGAGACCGCCAGUGUGAAUUUCCUGAUGGAGAGAAGGUCACAUGUCUCACAGCUAUCAAAGGAACACCUGGCUUCAGUUCUGGGCAACACUACUGGGAGGUUCGUUUAACAGCUCCUAAUGUAGGUCUCAAACAGUCCUGGUGGGUAGGAGUUACAAGUGCAACUGACAUCUCUCAAGAAGGUUUUGAUCCAACUUCAUCUAACGGUUUCUGGUUCCUGUCCUCUUCCCCUGAGAGAGCAGAUAGCUUUCAGUUUAGCACACACCCAAGAGUUUCUUUGCCCUUCGACUCAAGACCAGAGACGGUUGGUGUGUAUUUGAAUUAUGACAGUGGAGAGCUCUCCUUUUAUAAUGUGGAAAAAGGGCGUCUCAUUGGCAGUUUAACAGCUAAGUUCACUGGUGAGGUUUUUCCAUUUUUCAACCCUGGUAAAGGCGACAAAGCAAUCAUGGAGAUAUUACAGAGACCAGAACAGGGAAGUGACACGGGGAACUCUGUGCAUUCACCAGCAGAAGAGGCUUAAUCUUAAUAUUGAUCAGAGAGUUUAAAACACAUUGGCCCUCAUUCAUCAAACGAACAUAGAAACCAGCACAGAUCUGAGCGUAUAUAUCGUCUCACGUCAGGCUUCACGUGUGAUUCAUGAAACGUUCGUAUCUCGCCAAUCACAGCGUAAGAACGAUUGGCUGUUGAUAAAUGUGGCGGCUUGAAACAAGCACAAUUUAAAUGUCACGCCCUGUUAUAGACUGGGUUCAGAGGCCUCGCCCCGAGAGUUUACCACAUCCAAGGUUGCAAUAAUACGGCCAUAAAGAGGAUUUUUCUUCCUUUUCUUUUUUUUAAGUCACCUUUAUUAGCCAAGUGCACGUUACAAAUAAAAAACACAGAGGAGCAAAAUACAAAUUGAAAGCAGGUGCAGAUAUAUACAUGGGGGUUUAUGAAAUAAAAGUAUUUAUAGUUAUAUUUUCAAACAAGUUAAGUCUGUGCUCCAUAUUUAAAAUAUUCACUGAAAGUUUUCACAGCUUUUUGGUUGCAGGAGGUAAACUAUGUUUUAAAGUAAGUUUUAAUUCCAAAAGAAGAUGAAUUUCUCAGAGGUAGUGAAAUGCUGACGUCCAACAUCUGCAACACAACAAACUGGUUUUGUUUGGCAGCAUAAAAAGUGAAAAGGAAGGAAAUCAGGGCUGCUGUCAGCAGAGUAGCAGUGGACAAUCAAACACACAUUUAUACAUCGUGGUAUAUAAAGCCUAAAAGCCUAUAUGUAUGGUAUAUGUAUAUCUGAUCGUACCCUCCGCUCACGUUCACAUUGAUAAAUGUCGAGCCUUGCGUAGAAAUGACUGUAUGCCCACUUUCUGUGGUACGUUCGUUUGAUAAAUGAGGGCCAUGGGAUCAGUUUAAGCACUUAACUUGUAUUCUGUGUUAAAGGAAAAAGGG